Cuscuta campestris is the source of this 644-nucleotide messenger RNA. The record is from the annotation of a GenBank genome assembly. NCBI's taxonomy places the organism in Eukaryota, Viridiplantae, Streptophyta, Magnoliopsida, Solanales, Convolvulaceae.
CUAAGAUAGAUUUUCUAACCCAUGAGUAUGAACUAUUUCAUAUGAAGGAGAACGAGAAAAUCGACGAUAUGUUUGAACGAUUUUCGAAAAUCGUAAACGAUCUUCAUGCUCUCAAGAAGACAUACACGGACAAGGAGCUUGUAAGAAAAAUCCUGCGGAGUCUCACACAGGAAUGGCGCUCCAAAGCCGAUGCUAUCCAAGAAUCUAUCGGCAUCACCAGUGUCACCAUUGACGGGUUUAGAGGUAACCUCAAAACCUAUGAGUCUACCAUUCUUUACCCCUCUUUAGGUGAACAAAAGAAGAAUGGGAUUGCACUCAAGGCGUCCACAAGUCAAGAACGUGAUGUGGAGGACUCGAGUGACAAAGACGAGUUCGGGGUCGUGCUUAAGAAAUUUCAUAAGUUCAUGCGCAAGGAGUUUGAACGAAAAGGAAAGAAGCAAGGAGAACCACCCAAAUGCUAUGGGUGUGGAGAAGUUGGGCAUAUAAAACCAAAAUGCCCAAAUACCAAGAAUGAGAAGAAACCGUUCAAGAAGCACCGAGCUUACAUCUCGUGGGGAGGUGAUUCCGGCGACGAAUCAUCGGAAGGCGAAGAAAACGAAACUGCCAACCUUUGCCUCAUGGCACACGAGGAACCACCGGAAGAG